Molecule: messenger RNA, 4977 nt
Organism: Stegastes partitus (bicolor damselfish)
Lineage: Eukaryota; Metazoa; Chordata; Actinopteri; Pomacentridae
Gene: egf
Product: epidermal growth factor
Exons: 23
Coding region: 106-3543 (1145 amino acids)
Biological process (GO): positive regulation of cell population proliferation; epidermal growth factor receptor signaling pathway; canonical Wnt signaling pathway
Cellular component (GO): plasma membrane
Molecular function (GO): Wnt receptor activity; calcium ion binding; growth factor activity
Source: RefSeq, a predicted model, not a curated record
GGAAAUGUUGCUUGAUUUUGGGGAAAUUUUCUUAAGUGCCAGUGCUGAUAGUGGGAAUGCCUGAGACAAAGUGAACAAAGUGCAGCGGGGACGAAGUGCAGGAUUAUGUUGGCUGCAACGAUCACAACAGCACUGAUCUAUUUUAUGGUGCAAAGCGCUGGAGCCUUGGCACUGGGCACAGCAUGUUGGGAUGAGCGCCUGUCACGAGCAGGGAGGAACAGCAGCUGUCUGGCUUCGCAGCCCUUCCUGAUAUUCGGCCAUGGUAGAUCCAUUCAUCGGAUGGGACUCGAUGGCAAGCACCACAGAAGGCUUGUGGUCGGUGUGGGAAGCUCGAUCCUGCUCGACUUUCAUUUCAAAGAGGGGAGAGUUUACUGGGCCGACAAACAGACUGGGGUCAUCUACAAAGCAUCCGUGAAAGAAGGACACAGACAGAAACUUCACUCGUUUGACAAACACAUCUCAGGCCUCGCAGUGGAUUGGAUUUGGAAUAAUGUAUAUUGGACAAGUCGAGAAAAAGGGGAAAUAAAAAGAAUCGAUAUAAAUGGGAAAAAUGAGAGGACUCUUUCAAGACACUUGACCGAGCCAAGUUCUAUAAACGUUGAUCCCACUGACAGGUUUUUGUUUUGGCUGUCUGGUGGAAUGACUCCAAGUAUCCAACGGUCUGAUGUGACAGGACAGAUGAAAAUUACACUAAUUAAGAUAACGGAACAACUGCAAGCGCUGUCGAUUGACCGAGAGGACAAAAGACUGUUCUGGGUUCAGUUCGGUCUGCAAGGAGAAAGCGCCAUUGGCUCUUGCAAUUACAAUGGGAAUGUUCUUCACAUCAUGGAUCAGCCACUUCGUUCUCAGUCACUUGGAAUAUCAGUUUUUCUGGAGCACCUAUACUACACCGAUGCUGCAUCUCGGGUUAUUAAGACAGUAAACAAGUACACUGGUGGAGAGCCACUGGAUGUUAACAUCAAACAAAUGUCAAAACCUCCUGUUGAUAUCAAGGUGGUACAUCCUCUCAACCAGCCAAUGGCAGACUCCUCAUCGCCAUUUCCAGGUUGUGAUGAACAAAGUGGCAACUGUGUAAACGUGUGCUCCAGUCUAGCGGAGCAAGGGGUCUGCCAGUGCAGUGAAGGUUUUGCUCUCAGUAAGCAAGGCACUUAUUGCGAAGAUGUGAACGAAUGCGCCCAUUGGAACCAUGGCUGCUCUCUUGGUUGUGAAAACAUCCCAGGCUCCUAUUUCUGUACCUGCCCUACAGGAUAUGCCCUCCUAUCGGACAGGAAGACAUGCCGAGAGAUCAUACCAUGUGAAGGCAAUAUGACAAAGUGUGGCCAUGGAUGCCUGGCAACAGAAAAUGGUACCGUCUGUGUUUGCCCCGAGGGAUCUAUACUGCAGGAGGAUGGACAGGCUUGCACUGGCUGCUCAUCUACAGACAGAGGGGGUUGCAGUCAGCUCUGCACUCCUGUCACUCCUAGUAGGUGGCAAUGUGACUGUCUGCCUGGCUACCAGCUCCACCAAGAUGGCAAACGCUGCAUUGCAUCCGGACCUCCACCCUAUCUGCUAGUUGCCAAUCUAGUAGACGUACGAAGAAUUAACCCUGAUGGCACCGGGGAUCAAACGUUGGUGGAGGAGCCCAGAGGGACAAUCUUAGCUUUGGACUAUGAUCCCGUUCAGAACAGUGUGUACUUUGCUAGUACAAGCCAGAAGAGAAUUGAGCGAGUUGAUCUGAACAACAGUCUAAGAGAGGUUCUUGUCUCGGAUGGUUUGGACUCCCCAGAAGGACUGGCAGUAGACUGGGUCCACCGCAAGAUGUACUGGACAGAUAAAAGCCGGUCAACUGUUGACCGCAGCGCAUUAGACGGACUGCACAAAGAAACUAUUGUGAGCAAAAGGCUAGAAAAACCGAGAGGAAUUGCAGUUCAUCCUCUGGCAAAGAAGUUAUUCUGGACUGACAUAGGCUCUCGGCCUGUGGUGGAGUGUGCCUCUUUGGAAGGAAGUGAGCGCGCUGUCAUUGCGAGCACCAACCUUGUGUCACCCACUGGCCUGACCAUCGAUUUCACAGAGGAUCGUCUGUUCUGGUGCGACCACAGGAGGGGCCUGGUAGAGACUGCUGCCCUGGAUGGUUCAGAUCGACGGGUCCUGUUAGAGAACCAAGUAGGUCGACCUUUUGACCUCGCAGUGUUUGAAGACAGGCUCUGGAUCUCUGAUCAGGAGCACCAGCAGCUGAGGAGUGUACACAAGCGGACUGGGAAAAAACUGCAACGGAUCCAUGGCAGCAUGGUCCAACCGGCAUCCAUCGUGGUGGCUCAUCCCCUUGCUAAACCAGGUGCAAAUGUCUGUCUUCAUCUGAACGGAGGCUGCGCUCAGGUGUGUGAAAGCAAACUGGGAUUCGCACACUGCUCCUGUCUGCCAAACUACAUCCUAUCACCUGAUGGAAGAAGCUGCUUACCUGCCAACACUUCAAAUGGACCAACAGGCACACCACGAACAACAACACCUGGGCUGUCAUCUGAUGAGGCAGAUUUCCACUCUGAUGCAGGCACUGGGCCAACUCUCUUCACGGAUAAGAUGAUUUCAGACCAGAAUGAGUGCUACUCGCUCCGCUGUGAUGUGAAUGCACAGUGCCUGCUAAAUGCCGGCAGCCCCAACUGUUUAUGUCUGGAAGGUUUCACAGGUGAUGGACAGUUAUGUGCAGAUGUCGAUGAGUGCAAACUGGGAAUGCACAACUGUGACAAAAACGCAGAAUGCCAAAACACUGCGGGGACGUUUCUCUGCAAGUGUCAGGCUGGAUACUACGGAAAUGGGCAGACAUGUCAAGAGUUGGAGACCACAUCACCAUGGGUAACGCCUUUGACCCCUGUCGAUGUUACCACCCGACACCACAACAGCAACAAAGCCCAGAGUUGUCCCUCCUCCCAUGAGACAUACUGUUUGUACCAGGGUGUAUGCUUCUACUUUCCGGAAAUGAGGUCCUAUGCUUGCAAUUGUGUAUCAGGCUACAUGGGGGAGCGCUGUCAGUUCAGUGACCUGGAAUGGUUGGAGCUUCAGCGGGCGGAAAAGGAGAAGAGGAGGAACGUAGUCAUUGCGGCCUGCAUGGUGGUCCUCGUUUCCCUGCUCUCCAUCACUGCCUGUGUCACCUACUGCUAUGGAACUAGAAGAAUCCUCCACAAACAGCCCUCGGUGGAUAAUGUGAGUGAGACCAGCGUGACAGAUGAGAGCACGUCAGAGACCAUCACUACCAGUGUUCCUCGGUUCUACAUGGUGGUGGAGAAUGGUGUGGAAGGGAAGGUCAUCCCUGCCAUGGGCUGUCCCAGGAGAGCUGUGUGUCCAUCCUGCUCUUCAGAAACAGGCACCGGCCCUGUGUCUGAAGACUCAGAGAUGCUGUCCAAACACAACAGAGGGUACGAAUGCUCCAUGGUGUCCGCUGUUGCCAUGGAGACCACACAACCCACUGCCCAUCACUCAAGUCCAUCACUGUCAAGAUCAUACACUAGUUCGUCUUUCAAAGCAACAUCGCGUCCCCAGACUCCAAGCCCAGAGGCGACUUCUUCCUAACUCAAUGGAAACACCAACGCAGCCCUUUAGUUUACUGUACACUACUGCAACAUCCAACAAUAUUUUGUCAGGUAUUUGGUAGAAGAAACAGACAGUAUAGUUAACAUGCAAACUUUAGUGCAUUGUAAGAAUAGAAAACUGCGAUCUCUCUCCUAAAACAUCAAUUCAAAUUACAAUUUCCCAAUAUGCGCUGAGUAUGAUGGAGCUAUAUUUUGAAUUUUAUACCAUCUUACAAAAUGCAGGAUUUUGAGAGGAACUCUUUUUAUAUUAUUUACUUGGGGUCUGACAGUACACAUGAAUGACUUCAUGUUUCUGUCUUGUAGUCACUGCUUGGCAUGUUCGUGGUACAGAGGAGAAACAACUGAGUUAAAUCAAAAACAGUCAAACCACUCAAAUACUGCACACAGACUCUGUGUUUACUCUAAAGCAUGAACUAAAUAGAACAGAAAAUGUCCAUGAAGGCAAACGCAACAUAUUCAUCAACAUCUUAAAUUAACUUUUAAAGCCUGCAGUGCAGUUUUAACUUCAAAACCACACAAGUCAGUCAACAGUGAGGCCGUCUUAUUUAAAUAGAAGGAGACUGUGUUCACCUCCACAUGGUGGCUGGUCGACUGUCACAAACAGUGUGAGCAGAGAAUUCACAGGUUCUGAUCAUGCAUCAAAUUAAAAUGUCUCGGGAGAGAUUCAUAUUGUACAUGUUUAACAAAAUUCAUACAGCGUUUGCCUAAUUUUCAAGGCUAAUCCUGUCAGCACAUUCCAGCUGAUAGACAACAAUCAGUGUGCUGUCAAAACGUGUUGGGUGGAAAACCUUUAGGAGUUCAUGGAUAAAACAUCGACUUUUAUGACUGUAGUGUACCAAAAUAAGAAAGUCUCAUCCUACACUAAAAGUCACAUAUUGUAUGGUCUGAGAUAAACUGGUGCUAAUUACUGAACAGCAGCUGACAACAAAAUGUUUAAAAAACACACACAUGUACAGCCUUUCCUACAAACUUAUAGAACAGAUGUAUAUUAUCACAUGCUAUAUUAUCAAAGCUCACUUAUGCUCAAAUGCACAUAUACUCAAGGUGAACAGAGAAGAAGCACCAUUUUCACUGCUUGCUUUUGAAGAGAACCUGAAGAAUCACCAGUGCUUGCCACUACGUUGCUAUUGGCCCUCCUAGAACAAGUUUGCCUAGAACUUACAUUUCUGUUGUUGCCAUGCUCUAGCCACUGAAAUCUACUUUGCUCAGGAUGUGGUUAUUAACUAAGAAAAGUUGGACACCACUGGCGAUUUUCUGGGAUGUUUUAAUGUAUUUAACUGUGCAUCAAAUGUAUCUGAUCAGUGCUUCUAAAAGACGACGUCCUCGAACAUGUUCUUCAACUGAAAGAAAUUCUGUUUACUAUCAUAAAGGAGAAAAUAUUCAAAUUUAAUAAAUAAUUAUCAAGUUAAUUGAC